UUCAGCCGAAAUAAAUCUCAAAAUUCAUCGGCGUAUGAUGAGUCGAUAUUAUUUGAGAGGAAAGAAAAAACAAUUACGAAGAAAUACGAGUUUUCGACAGAGGAAACGAUUUCCUACUUCGCAAUUACCUAACGAGUCCUCCGAUGCACAGAAGUAUAUCAAAAAUCAUGAACAUCCGUACGCAACUCGUUCGAAAACCUCUCGUCACCCUUCCUUACUAGUGACCGAUAAAACCCACAGGACAACCCCAGAGCCCAAUGUUAUCUGCCUAGGGACAUAUCGAAAAAUUCCGCGAUUCAUCGAUCUGGAGACCAACCGAGAAGAGCCCCAACGUAUUGCUCUGAUAGAAAAAUUCGAGCCGAUAUUUCAAGUCAAAAGUGAAGGACGUCUUUGACAUCAGAUUUUCGUUGGAAAAUAGAGAGAUGUCAGGAAGCAUAAGGAUAUCUCCGCCAUUCCCUCGAUUUCCG
Molecule: messenger RNA, 467 nt
Organism: Fopius arisanus
Lineage: Eukaryota; Metazoa; Arthropoda; Insecta; Hymenoptera; Braconidae
Exons: 3
Coding region: 35-394 (119 amino acids)
Source: RefSeq, a predicted model, not a curated record